Messenger RNA from Punica granatum (pomegranate), 1611 nucleotides. NCBI's taxonomy places the organism in Eukaryota, Viridiplantae, Streptophyta, Magnoliopsida, Myrtales, Lythraceae. The record is from RefSeq and is a predicted model, not a curated record.
CGAUUAGACUUUCCCCUGUUUAAAGACUGAGCCCUGUGCAUGAUUCGCUCUCCAAAAAAAAAAGAAAAAAAGAACAGAAGCAACCUCUGUUUUUCUUUACCACCCAGAAUCAUCAAGAAGAAGACAAGAACUGCUAGUCAAUCCCGUAGCCCAAAACCGAAAAUCGUUCCAAUUCCCAGAAAUAAAAGCGAAAAAUGGAAAACAUUCGUCGCUCUCUCUCUCUCUCUCUCAAAUGAAGCUAUGAAUGAUGGCGUCCUCUGUUUUCCAAGAUAAAUAUCAGGGCAGCAAGAAGGACAGACUCUGCUCCUUCAACUUAGCUGCCCUGCCUCCCUUCCUCUUCUUCUCCCUUCUCCUCGCCACCAUCCUCACCCUCUUCAUCCUCUACUCCCCCUCCAUCCCUCCUCUCGGCCUCACUCCGAAUCCUCACCCCCAUCGUCUUCAUAAGGAUGAAGCAGACGACUGUGACCUGUUCGUCGGCCGGUGGGUCCCGGACCUCCGGGGCCCAUCCUACACGAACUCGAGCUGCCGGACGAUCCCGGAGUCGAAGAACUGCUUCCUGCAGGGGAGGCCGGACAGGGAUUUCCUCAGCUGGAGGUGGAAGCCCGAGAGAUGCGAGCUCCCUAGGUUCGAUCCUAAGGUUUUCCUGGAAACCGUGAGGGGGAAGACAAUGGCGUUCAUCGGUGACUCCGUCGCCAGGAACCAGAUGGAGUCCCUCCUCUGCCUCUUGUCUCAGGAAGAGACUCCAGUUGACGUUUACAAGGACUCGGAAGAUCGGUUCCGGACAUGGCGGUUUGCCGAUCAUGAUUUCACCCUCAAGAUUCUGUGGUCGAAGUUCCUGGUGAUGGGAUGGGAAACAGCAAUCAAUGGCACUUUUUCGGGCAGUUUCGAGCUUCACAUAGACAGGGUCGACGAGACGUGGGCCUCCGAACUGCCGGGAAUCGACUAUGCCAUCAUCUCAACUGCCCAUUGGUUCUUCCGGAAGAUAUAUGUCUAUGAUGGAUCCAACCUAACAGGCUGUGUAUACUGCAGUGAACCGAACGUGACCUCAUUUGGCCCGGAGCAUGCUCUUCGUUUGGCCCUGAGAUCUUCAUUGAAUCACAUCGCCUGUUGCGAGAGUUGCAAGGUAGGUUUAGUGACCCUGCUCAGGACAUUCUCGCCCGCACAUUUCGAGAAUGGGACGUGGAACACGGGGGGUAUGUGCAGUAGGACGGGGCCGUACGCUGAGGGUGAGAUAGGUCUGCAGGAAAGCAACGAGUGGCACUUUAGGAACAUACAGGUUGAAGAGCUUGUGCGGGUGGCAUUGGCUGGGGACCGGCGCCGGCAGAGGUUCGGGGUCUUGGACGUUACGAGGGCAAUGCUGAUGAGACCGGACGGGCACCCCGGCAAGUUCUGGGGUAACAAGUGGAUGAGGGGCUACAAUGACUGCGUCCACUGGUGCCUGCCCGGUCCCAUAGACGUGUGGAAUGAAUUUUUGAUGUCAUACUUGAGAAAAUUAAGGCGAUCAUCGCGGUAGAUAAUUUCAUAGUCUGAUUAAUUAUUUAUAGAUUAAUAAUGUCAUAUUCUUUUUGUUUUUCUUUCACAAUAUAUAUAGAGAGAAAAUAAUUCUUCCCA